GCCAUUGGAUUCACUGGCUUCAUGGCACUGGAACACUUCAACUUCGUGACCCUUCAGGAGUUCAUGUUUCUCUGGGGCUUCAUUUUCAUCGUGGUGACGUUGCUGGUUGGCCUUCUGAAAUCUGAGGGUCAAAUUCCUCCUGAAGAUGAACCCGAAAGCAUCUCAUCUGCCUAUGGGCACAUGUUCCAAAUCCUGCGACUGCAUCCCAUCCGUCUCCUGCUACUUCUCUUGGCCACCUGGAAGUUUCCCUUUGCCAUUGCCGAUGGCGUGGCCCCUCUGAAGUUGCAGGAGUUUGGUGUCAAGAAGGAACACAUGGCCUACAUGGCUUCAGGCAUGAUGCCCGUUUGCAUUCUCUUGCCUGCCAUCGUUUCUCGCUGGACGAACAAUGCCACACCAUGGAAUCUGGCGAUGCAAGCUUAUCCCUUGCGAGUUUUGCUGGUACUCGUCUCUGCUGUGCUCGUAAGUUGUACUCCUGCAUCUCUUCGCAGCGGGACUGAGAUUCCCUGGAUGUUCUACUCUGUGGUGGUAGUUGUGUACUUCCUUGCCACUGUGACGAGCCAGUGUAUGUUCGUCUCCACCAUGGCUUUUUUCGCCCGGAUCAGCGAUCCGGGAAUGGGAGGGACCUACAUGACCUUGGUGAACACCUUGUCCAAUCUGGGAGGCAUGUGGCCCGGCACGGUGGUGCUGAAGGUCAUGGAGGGCAUCAGCUGUCAGCAGGAGAGCUGUUUGGUGAAGAUCGAUGGCUUCUACGUCAUGUCAGGUCUCAGCUUCGUCUAUGGAGUUCUCUGGUAUUUGCUGGCUGGAAGCCAUGCACGCCGUGUGCAGACCAUCAAACUCAGCGACUGGAGACUGUAAAA
Messenger RNA from Cladocopium goreaui, 857 nucleotides. The record is from the annotation of a GenBank genome assembly. Lineage: Eukaryota; Dinophyceae; Suessiales; Symbiodiniaceae.